Messenger RNA from Oncorhynchus tshawytscha (Chinook salmon), 3094 nucleotides. RefSeq names its product BMP/retinoic acid-inducible neural-specific protein 3-like. Bases 51 to 2387 code for a protein of 778 amino acids. The transcript has 7 exons. Gene Ontology annotation, biological process: positive regulation of neuron differentiation; negative regulation of mitotic cell cycle. The record is from RefSeq and is a predicted model, not a curated record. Lineage: Eukaryota; Metazoa; Chordata; Actinopteri; Salmoniformes; Salmonidae.
GUCAGGAGGGAUUAGUAGAAGAAUGCUGGUCCCGGGUGCCAAACAGGAAGAUGGUGAUGCGUUGGCCGAGUGCUGCAGCUGUUAAAUGGUUGCUGUUGAUGCUCCUAUGGCAGUGGACAGUGCUGGGCCACCUCGGCUGGGUUCUGGCCCUGGCUGAGGGACAGCAGAGUAAGAACCCCUCACUCACUGCUGCCAGCACUGGACGCCAGAGUGGCGGCCACCUGGAUUGGCUACUGUCCGAGAAGGGACCUUUCCACCGUUGUCCUGAAUACACAGAGUUCAAAGAACGCUUCCAGCAGGGUUUCUCCACACGCUAUAAGAUCUACAGGGAAUUCAGCCAUUGGAAAGUGAACAGCUUGGCUACAGAGAAGAGGGACUUUUUUAAGGCACCCUUGCCGCUGGCGCCGGAGUUUCUACGCAACCUGAGGUUGCUGGGCCGAAGACCAAGUCUGCAGCAGAUCCACGAGAACUUGAUCAAGAAAUACGGAACUCACUUUUUGGUGUCUGCUACGCUAGGAGGAGAAGAAUCGUUGACAAUCUUCCUGGAUAAGCAGAAGCUCAGUAAGAAAUCGGUGGGACAAGGAAACAGCUCUGUGGUCUCCCUGGAAGUAUUGCAUCAGUUGGCUGCCUCUUAUUUCACAGACCGCGAGAGCACCUUGAGACGACUUCACCACCUACAGAUAGCUACCUCCGCCAUAAAGGUAACAGAAACUAGGACCGGGCCCCUUGGAUGCAGUAACUAUGACAGCCUUGAUUCUGUUAGCUCUGUCUUGGUACACAGUCCUGAAAAUAAAAUACAGCUAAAAGGUUUACAGGAUGUCCUUCCAGAAUUCCUCCGGAACCGUUUCGUGGAGGCUGCUCUCAGCUACGUGGCAUGCAACUCUGAGGGGGAGCUUUUGUGUCGUAACAAUGACUGCUGGUGCCGCUGCUCUGCCAAGUUCCCAGAUUGUAACUGCCCCUUUGCUGAUAUUAAAGUCAUGGAGGAAAAUCUGCACAAAAGCAAGGAAUCCUGGACCAACUUCAACACCGAAUUCAUGGAAUCAGACGAAUUCAAGGCCUUCAUGAAAAAACUACCAACAGACCGUUUUUUAAACACAUCCUUGGUAUUCAAGUUUUGGGCAGCAGAUGCAGCUCUCCAGAGGCGCUACAUCCAAUUGGAGAGCAGCACCAAUUUGAUUCUUGGGAAAGCCCAGAAGAUUGUGAGGAAACUCUUCUCUCUGAGCAAGCGAUGUCCCAAACUGCCAAGGAUCAGCCUCCCAAGAGAAAGGACACCAGGAUUUUGGCUGAACAGGGCCCAGUCACUCCUGUACUGCAAUGAGCAUGGAGUCCUGGGCACGUUUUCAGAGGAGGUGCAGAGCUGCACCUGCACUGCAGAGCACAGUAGUGCCUGCCAGGGGACAGUGCCCUGUGAGGUCGGAGAAGGGUCAUCCUGCCUCUCAUGUGCCCCAGACAACAUCACACGCUGUGGCUCCUGCCACCUUGGCAACAUCCUGCACCUGGGCUCGUGUCGGCCCAACAUAGCAAACUCUCUGGACCACUACCUGAACAUUGACUUUGACAUGCCGGAUGCAGAGUUCAAGUACCUGCUCCAGCGGCUGGACAGUCGCAUGGAAGUCCAUGCCAUCUACAUCAGCAAUGACGUGCGUCUGGGCAGCUGGUUCAACCCAGCCUGGAGGAAACGCAUGCUCCUCACUCUAAAGAGCAACAAAAACAAAUCCAACCUCAUUCAUAUGCUAAUGGGUAUCUCAUUCCAGAUCUGCUCUACUAAAAACAGUACCCUGGAGCCUGUGCCUGCUAUCUAUAUCAACCCAUUUGGGGGUAGCCACUCAGAGAGUUGGUUCAUGCCUGUCAACCAGCAGGACUUCCCAGACUGGGAAAGAACUAAGGUGGAUGCCUCUCUGCAGUGCUACAACUGGACACUGAUGCUGGGCACAAAGUGGAAGUCCUUCUUCGAGACGGUGCACAUUUACCUGCGCAGCCGCAUCCUGACCGAUGACCCCACCGUCAACGAGACCCUUUUCUACGAACCCCUGGACCUAGAUGACCACACGUCCAACCUGGGCUACAUGAAGAUCAACAAUCUCAAGGUGUUCGGCUACAGCAUGCACUUUGACCCUGAGGGCAUCAAAGACCUGAUUCUGCAGCUGGACUACCCUUACACGCAAGGCACCCAGGACGCAGCCUUUCAUAUGCUGCUGGAGAUGAGAGACCGCAUCAACCGGCUCUCUCCGCCUGGAUUGCAGGCAUUGGACCUCUUUUCAUGUCUGCUCCGCCACAGGCUCAAGCUCUCCACUAGUGAGGUGGUGCGCAUCCGAGACUCCCUCCAGAUUUUCAACUCCAAGCUGCCCAAUUCCUCGGAGGCAGAGCUGGGCCAGUUGUGCAGCUAGCUCAGUCUAAAUUAGAGUCCAGAGAGUGCUGUGCUGCGCUGCUGGUUACUCUUCAGUCAGUUGCCAAUUUAUCCAUCUGGUUUGGAAAACAUGCACAUAUAUUUCUCUGAGAUGUCUAGAGCAUUCCUAUACACUGGUUGACAGAGCUCGGAGUGUGUUGGCUCUGUUGGAUGUGAAGUGAUGUCAUGACAACAGAUUUUGCUUUGCACAGAUAGAGUUUUUAAUAUAAAGAGCGAGGAACUGAGUUUGGAAAAUAAUUGCUCUGGAUUGUUCAUCUGUUGGCAGUAAGUUGAGGAAACAGAAGAGGAUUUCCCUUUCUAUCGCUUUUUUCUUUGGUUACAGAAUGAUUUCAUUUAAAAGAGUCUGAUGGGCUGAAUGAGUUGAUUAUGCUUACAAAAUGACACAUUGGUUUCCUUACCCUGUAAGCAGUCUAUGGACAAGGUUUGACAGCAAUCUAUGUUUUGGUUUAGUUUCCCUGGCACUGUUUCCACAUGCUAAUGUUUUGGAAUUUGUGGCAGAAAUCCCAUUCAAGUCAUGGGACUGAUAUUAGCAUUUUUCACAUCCAAAUCAUGUCCACAUUUCUUAAAGUAUCUAAAGUUGAAUGUAAAGCCCAACAAAGUCACUUAUGAGUUUAACAUGAUGCACAGAAAAUUCUAAUAUCGUUCAUGACUUUGUGCCACAAAUGCUAAAACAUUAGCAUGUGGAAA